AUGGAGAAUGCACUGACACCUACAGAGAAAGAAAACGAAUCACCUAGGAGUGUAACUGUAGCCCUCCCUUCAGUAGCCUCCCCACAGAGAAUUGAACCUGAGAAAACAUUUUCUGCAAUAGGUCAAGAAAGCAUUAUAUGUCAGGAAAAUUCUUCUCAGUACCAAGAAACAACAGUUCAAAACCACCCUUCUGAAAUAGGCCAAGAUAUGGCCGAACCUGAAGACCUCUCUCCUAAAAUGUGCCAAGAAAUAGCUGUAAUUCAAGGCCCUUCUUCCAGAAUGUGCCAUGAUAUGGCUGAACCUGAAGACCUCUCUCCUACCAUGUGCCAAGAAACAUCUGUAGUCAAAGCCCUUCCUUCUAAAACACAUGAAAACAUAGCUGGCAUGGAAGGAUGCGCUCUUGAAGCAUACCCCAAACCAGAUGUGCCUAAAGGCUACACUCUUGAAACACACCAAAAAAGAGCUGAACCCAAGGAAGACAGUACUGAACCAGGUCAAGGAAUAGCUGGGACUGAAAACUUUCCUCCUAAAAUACAACAAGAAAUUGCUAUGCCUAAAGACCUUUCUACAAAAGCAUACCAAGAAACAGUUGAACCUGAACACAUUUCUCAUAAAGCAUACGAAGACAAUUCUGUGCCCAAAGCCCUCUCUUAUAAGACAACCCAAGAAACACCUGCUCAUGAGGAAUGUCCAUCUGAAAUACACAUUUACCAAAAAACACCUGAGCCUGAAGAUUGUGCACCUGAAAUAUACCAAGAAAAACAAGGGCCUGAAGACCUCUCUACUAAGCCAUACGAAAAUAAGAAUGUGCCUACCGAAUGCUUUCCUGAACCAAACCAAGAAGCAGAUGGGCCCCAAG
Molecule: messenger RNA, 859 nt
Organism: Myotis davidii
Lineage: Eukaryota; Metazoa; Chordata; Mammalia; Chiroptera; Vespertilionidae
Product: hemogen-like
Exons: 1
Biological process (GO): cell differentiation; regulation of osteoblast differentiation
Cellular component (GO): nucleoplasm
Source: RefSeq, a predicted model, not a curated record